This is a messenger RNA of Rhagoletis pomonella (apple maggot), 6158 nucleotides long. It is a transcript of the gene pasilla, whose product is annotated as RNA-binding protein Nova-1. Gene Ontology annotation, molecular function: alcohol-forming very long-chain fatty acyl-CoA reductase (NADP+) activity; mRNA binding. NCBI's taxonomy places the organism in Eukaryota, Metazoa, Arthropoda, Insecta, Diptera, Tephritidae. The transcript is spliced from 13 exons. Gene Ontology annotation, cellular component: cytoplasm; peroxisome; nucleus. The record is from RefSeq and is a predicted model, not a curated record. Gene Ontology annotation, biological process: long-chain fatty-acyl-CoA metabolic process; regulation of alternative mRNA splicing, via spliceosome; mRNA splicing, via spliceosome. The coding region runs from base 2265 to 6122 and encodes 1285 amino acids.
CAUCGCUUGUUGUUCAUAAUCGUCGUUGUCGUUGUCGUUGUCGUCGUCGUCGUCGUCGUCGCCAUCGUCACCACUGUAUCCGUCUCUGUUGCCGCUUGCGUUUCGCGUCCGCAUCCGGUUCACGUUAUCAUCAAAUUAUAAUUAAGCAGAAAAUAAAAACUCUACGUAAACAAUUCAUACAAAAACAUUCCCAGUGUAAGAAAACAAAUAUCAGUACAUAAAAACCUUCAAUUCAACGAAACAAAAGACAUCAAGAAUACUAUAGAACAUUAUAAAUUAAAUACCAUAAACUUCAUACAAAUUCACAUCAAACAAAAGCAAAAUACGCUAUAGUAGAAAAAACAAUGUGAUAUUUAAAAGUAAAGAAACAACUCAUAGCAAUCGUGAAUGAAUGUGCAAUCAACAAAGCCAGUGAAAGGGGCAGGAAAAGUGGAAAAAUUUCAUCAAUCAAAAAUAAGUAAAUAACCAUCAGUAAACUACAUCUCGUUGUUGAGUCAUCAGAUAUUUUUAUAAAAACUUAUUUAUGUGUACGAAUUGCUCGUGCCACCUGCGAAUAAAUUCAUAAUUCAACGCCUGUGUGCAUAUGUAUAAACAUUCAGCAUAUACACAUACAUAUGUACAUAUGUAUAUCCUUAUAAUUCCAUACGUACAAAUGUGUUUAUAAAAAAAAAAUCCCAGAAACGGGUUUUUUUUGUACAUCAUAUGUACAAAGUGCAGCAUCUACAUCCCUUACGUGGCAACCAACCACAACCAAUAAACUACUCUUAACUAGUUUAACUACUAUUUAUUUAGUAUAAUUAUAUUCAGCGAGUAGUAUUCUAACAUACUCACCGAAAUCCAACAAAACGCAUGCGACAUUUGGCAUUUGAAGCAUUCGAGACAUUCAACAUUGGCAACAUCAGUAUCAGCAUCGGCAUCAGCGACAGUGUCAGCGUUAGAGUCUACACAUUGACAACUCUGCAAAUGUGAUAUGUGCUUAAUACUCGUAUAAUGUAUUGACACCCACAAGCAAAUAACAUCACACACACUUACACACAUGCAUAUGUAUAUGCAUAAAUAAAUACAAAAAGUUAUAAGCAGCAAAGCAAAUGGAAUAAAAGUAAAUAAGUAAGAAACAUUGCAAGAAUCAAGCAAGAGACGCAAGGCAUUAACUAGCUAUCAGCAUUUAGCAACACGUAAUGCUGUGACAACUCUCUUGAAAAGCAGCUAUUACAUACAUAUGUACGUGCGUGUAUCUUGAUACAUACACGUAAAUAUAAAUACUUAAAAACUACACCUACAUUUAUGCAUCUCCGCGAAGUCACAGUCCAAGAAUAAUUACGUCAUUUCAUCUGUCAUCGAGCUCUAAUUGCUGCUGCUGAACAACAUCAUUGCCAGUCGGUCAUAUUAGUGAGUCAGUGUCAGUCAGUCAGCAAGUUAGUGAGUCGACGAAUUAGAAGCAGCAGCAGCUACUGUUUCACAUUCAACAACGAAACAUUACUUUGGAGUGCAGCUAAAAGACAGAAAAAGAAAAAGAAGGUGAUUCAAGAAGUGAACACAAAGCGAAAACCAAAAAAAUAAACAACAGCCAGCAGCAAAAACUCCGACUGCAGUGUUUAUUUAGAACGUUUGAGAGACAAAAAAAAAACUUCAUGAAAUAGAUUUACGCAUGCCAAUGUUACUUCUAAGCAAACGAUUUUAGUGCAACAACCAACAACAACAACUACGUAUAUUGUUAUACAUCAAAAAAGUAGAAAAUCGAAAGUAGUGCGCAAAAAGUCUAUCGAAGACAAGAACCACAGUUGUCAGUUCCGUGAAAAUCGGCAACAGCGUAUGUAACAGCGAUCGCAACAGCUAAUUGAGAAAUUUGACAAUAGCGCACAGACAAGAAAACUUUAAAUAAAGUUCCAUUAACAUUGAUUAUCGUUAAGCAAGAAUUUUCGAAAGCCAUACGAAAUUUGACGAACUUUGUCACAAGCGGCACAACGCAAAAACGAAGCACAAAUCUCAACCGAAAAGAAAGUGCCAGCCAAAUAAGUUAAACAAAAAACAUCAACAUAAUUCCGGCCAUUAGAAAUAGCCACGCCCAUUUUUAUUAUCUUAAAUUUAAUUGAAAGACUGAAAGCUCCAAGAAUCCACGGCAUAAUUACCUACUUAACAUCCGCAUUAAAAACAAAAGACGCUAUAUUUGAGGCCGUCGCCGUCGCCGCCACCGCCGCCAUUACCAUUGCCACUGUUCUAGUCGUCGCCGCAAGUUGCUGCCGCUGCACCAGUGCGCUCACAAUAUGAGCCAACCGAAUUCGCCUGCAACCUUACAGCAACAAUUGCAAUUGCAAGCAAAUGCGAACUCGGCCGAAAGUUUAAUGAGCAACGCUUUCGAUUUGAUUGGUGGCGCCAGCGCAGCGCAGCAAUUCUUGAAUCAUAUGGAUUUGUAUGCGCAGCAGCAACGUCAACAGCAUCAGCAGCAAUUGAACUACCUGCAGCAACAGCAGCAAUUGCAACAUCAACAACAACAACAACAGCAACUUCAACAGUUGCACUCGCAGUCACAUAUGGCUAAAUCACCGUCUUCAUCGCCGACAAAUUUUGGCAGUGGCGCGAGCAGCAGCAGUAGCAGCCACAGCAACAUAACCAUCACCACCAAUAAUUUACAUCAUACAAACUAUAAUCAUUUUCAACAGCAGCAACAGCAACACCAACAACAACAACACGCAGCAGCAGCAGCAGCCGCCGCCGCCGCGGCAGCGGUGCAACAGCAUUUAGGCAAUAAGCAUUCCAUAUCGUUGACAUCAUCGCCAAUCACAUCACCAACCAAAUCGAUUCUCACACAUGUGGCUGCGGCGGCAAGCAGUGUCGAUGCUGGUGCGAUAAGCGCCACCAGCACAACAACCACGUCGCCGCCGUCAUCGUCGCCGCCAACCAUUUUAAAUAAUUUCAAUCCACAACAACACCAUUUUAAUCUACAUCAUAAUAAUAAUAAUAAUCACCAGAUGGAUUUACAAACACAACAACAACAACAACAGCAACUCCAGCGUGAGUCUGUCGCACAGAAUUCUCACAGUGGCAUUAGCAACGCCAAUAACAAUAAUACAAUCAGCCCAAACAGCGAACGGCUGUCGAAUGCUGCCUCUAUGGGCACUGGCACACCAAGCGGCGUCGUAAGCCCUAAUGGAGGCGGCCAGCAACAGCAGCACAACCAUGCGCAUGCGCACGCACUCCCACAACAUCAGCAGCAUCAGCAUCAUCAGCAUGGCAGCGCUACAUCACCUUUCAAGCCGCCGGGCUCGGCUUCCUGUUGGUGUUAUGGUGAGUCAGUUUGUUCGGGAAUUGAGGUUGAAAUUGAAAAUAAUAACAAUUUCUCUCAUGGCGAUUCAUCGUAUCACAUGAAGAUCCUUGUGCCUGCAGUGGCCUCCGGUGCCAUCAUUGGCAAAGGUGGCGAGACUAUCGCCUCUUUGCAGAAAGACUCCGGUGCUAGAGUAAAGAUGUCCAAGUCCCAUGAUUUCUAUCCAGGCACCACCGAGCGUGUUUGCCUCAUCACUGGCUCUGUGGAUGGCAUCAUGUCGGUUAUGGACUUUAUUAUGGAUAAAAUACGCGAGAAGCCCGAUCUUACAACUAAGAUCAUAGAUACGGAUUCCAAGCAGAAUCAGGACCGUGAUAAGCAGGUGAAAAUUUUGGUGCCCAAUUCCACAGCCGGUAUGAUCAUCGGCAAGGGUGGUGCUUUCAUCAAGCAGAUCAAGGAGGAGAGCGGCUCGUAUGUGCAGAUUUCACAGAAACCCAAGGACAUUUCACUGCAGGAACGUUGUAUCACCAUCAUUGGUGAUAAGGAGAACAACAAAGCCGCUUGCAAGAUGAUACUAUCCAAGAUUGUUGAGGAUCCACAGUCCGGUACAUGCCUUAAUGUCUCAUAUGCCGAUAUUAGCGGUCCUGUGGCCAACUUUAAUCCGACCGGUUCGCCGUAUGCCACCAAUCAGAACGCCAUUAAUACGAGCACCGCUUCAUUGAACUCCACACUGGGACAAACUAUCGGCGGCGCAGCCUCAGCUGCAGGUCUUUUGGUAAAUGGCACCGGCAUCAAUUUAUCCUUAAAUUUGGGUUCACCAAAUCCAGCACCCAACUUGGCUGUGGCCACGCAAUUACUUGAACACAUCAAGAUUGCUCUACGCGGCUCCGGCUACUCAGAGACGGCCACCAACGAAGUGUGCGCCGCUCUAGGCGUGCUCGCCAAGUAUGGCGUUUUGGGCAUGGGCGUUGGUGUACCACAUGCAAAUGGCACCACCACACUCGGCAGCUAUCUGGGUGUUUCGGCGCUGGAUCAGCAGACAGCUGCCGCCGCCUCAGCAGCUACUGCCGGCAACGUUUUCGGUGCAGUGGGUCAAGUAAAUUUGGAUCAGUAUACAGCGGCAGCGGCCGCUGCUGCUGCAGCAGCUGCCAGCCGUUCGACGCAGUCGCAGCUGGAAGCGGCUGCAGCCGCACAAUUCGAUCCGUUCCGACAUUUGGGCACUACAGCCGCCACAGCGGCACAAGCUGCAACACCGGUCUCACUGAAUAAUAAUAGUUUCGGUUUGACUGCUGCAACUGGUACCACGGGUACAACAGCGCAAAGCUUAACUGCCGCACAACAUGCGCUGAGUGGCUUGAGCAAGAGUCCCACCCCGGGUGAUUUGGGUGCAAAGGAUACCAAAAAUGUUGAAAUUCCAGAAGUGAUUGUUGGCGCUAUCUUAGUGUUACUCGAGAGCUUGAUGCGUAAGACUGAAGUGAAAUACAUUUACAUGCUGAUUCGUGCCAAACGCAAUAUCACUGCUGAGGAGCGAAUAAAGAAAAUUCUCGCCGGUCAGCUCUUCACAAAAGUAAGAAAGUUGAAGCCCAAUGCACACCAACUCAUCACACCCAUACAUGGCGAUUGUGCACAACCGAACUUGGGUAUCUCCAAUGAAGAUCGAAAAAUAUUGAUUGCAAAUGUGGAUGUGGUGAUCCAUUGUGCAGCUACAAUACGUUUCAAUGAGCCACUCUAUGAUGCGUUGCUCAUCAAUGUAGUUGCAAUGAGAGAUUUAUUAGAAAUGGCAAAGGAGAUGCGGCAACUAAAAUCUUUUGUACACAUAUCAACCGCUUUCUCAAACUGUGUUCUGCCGCACAUAGAGGAGCAUGUCCAUCCGGAAAUUCUUGGUAUCAGCGCACGCAAAACACUUGAAAUUGCCACGCUGCUGGGCCCAGAGCUUACAAACAGUUUGACUGUGAAUUUGGUGCGCAGCUUUCCCAAUACUUACACUUUUACAAAGGCGCUGGCUGAAGAGCUGAUUCUGAGUGAACGCGGCAAUUUGCCAAUUUGCAUUAUGCGGCCCGGCAUUAUUACUUCUACAUACGCCGAACCUUUGCCGGGAUGGAUUGAUAAUUUUUACGGGGCAGUGGGCACCUUAAUGGCCGUAGCGCGAGGUUCACUACGAGUACUAUUUGCUCAUAACCAUCAUCCCACAUUUCUGGUGCCAGUUGACUUUUGUGCGAAUUUGAUUUUGGCAUGCGGCUACAGCGCUGGACACGUGGAAGAUGUUGAUAAGAAAACGGUCCGCGAGCCCACAGUUUACAACUUUGUACCGACUGAUGGUAAUCAGAUUACCCAAGGUGAAUUAUUAAGAUAUACCGCUCGCUAUGCAAAAGAACGUCCUUUUUCAAACUUACUGUGGUACCCAUUUGUAAUGGCGGUUGGUUCGGUGAGGCUGGAAAAGUUUCUGGGAAUUUUAUUGCACCUUUUACCAGCAUUUAUUCACGACAUUUGGUUGCGAUUUCAAGGCAAAAAGACGAGAACGGUUCGCAUGUUUAAAAAGCAGGAGCAAUUUCUUAGUGUAUUGAACUAUUUUAAAGCGAACGUAUGGACUUUUGAUUUGGCGAAUACUCAGCAUUUGUGGAAUCGUCUCUCAACGGAGGAUCAAGUGAAUUUUGCAUUCAAUAUGUCUGCGGUAAAUUGGCAACAUUAUUUUCGAGAUAUGAUAUUCGGCUUGCGUCAGUAUUUGGUUGCUGAGGAAGACGCGACUCUACCGAAAGCUUUGAAGCGCUUGCAGAUCUUUAAGUGGGCGCAUCGUUCAAUUCUGAUUUUGUUGGCAGUGGGUCUACUACUAUGCAUUCGUGUAAUAAUUAGUUACUUUAAGUGAAAAAAUGUGUGUAAAAUUAAAAUUAAAAUUUUAUAC